Molecule: messenger RNA, 1612 nt
Organism: Acinonyx jubatus (cheetah)
Lineage: Eukaryota; Metazoa; Chordata; Mammalia; Carnivora; Felidae
Exons: 1
Coding region: 250-1587 (445 amino acids)
Biological process (GO): DNA integration; proteolysis
Molecular function (GO): nucleic acid binding; aspartic-type endopeptidase activity
Source: RefSeq, a predicted model, not a curated record
GAUGAACUAAGUGAUUAGGGGAGCCAGGGUUCGGACCCUCUCCCCGAACCCAGGGUAACUCUUAAAGUGGAGGGGACCCCUAUUGACUUCCUUGUCGACACCGGAGCACAACAUUCGGUCCUCCGCACCCCACAAGGAAAACUAGCCAGCAAGAAGUCCUGGGUACAAGGGGCAACUGGUAUGAGCCAGUAUUCAUGGACUACCUGAAGAACAGUAGAUUUGGGAACGGGCCGGGUAUCCCACUCCUUUAUGGUAAUACCAGAAUGCCCCUACCCACUGUUAGGACGGGACUUACUGACCAAGAUUGGAGCUCAGAUAACUUUCAGACAAGGGGGGCCUCAGGUCACCGAUGGCAAGGGCCACCCCAUCCAGGUCCUGACCAUGAAACUGGAGGAUGAAUACCUCCUCCACCAGGAGGCGCUCCCGAGAGAGGAUAAUAUAGACAGAUGGCUACGAGAAUUCCCCUCAGUUUGGGCAGAGACAGGGGGGAUGGGACUAGCCGCUCACAGGACCCCAGUCCUGGUAGAGCUCAAGCCAGGAGAGAGUCCGGUAAGGAUCAAACAAUACCCCAUGUCUCAGGAGGCCUGGAAGGGGAUCCAGCCACACAUCCGGAGACUACGAAGCCUAGGGGUACUAGUUCCUUGCCAGUCUGCCUGGAACACCCCCUUACUGCCGGUCAAAAAGCCUCACACAAAUGACUACCGACCGGUACAAGACCUCCGGGAAGUAAAUAAGAGGGUCGUGGACAUACACCCAACUGUUCCCAACCCAUAUACUCUCUUGAGCUCCUUGGCGCCCUCCAGGGUCUGGUAUACUGUACUAGAUUUAAAGGACGCCUUCUUCAGUCUGCCGCUGGCACCCCAGAGCCAACCCUUGUUCGUCUUCGAGUGGCAUGAUCCGGAGGAGGGCUCCAGUGGGCAACUCACCUGGACACGGCUACCUCAGGGAUUCAAAAAUUCACCCACCAUCUUUGACGAGGCUCUACACGAGGACCUGGUAUUUACAGACACCUUCUCUGGCUGGGUGGAGGCCUACCCAACCAAGCAUGAAACGGCUCAGACGGUGGCUAAGAAGCUACUAGAAGACAUCUUACUCAGGUAUGGUUUUCCUGCCAUGGUAGGAUCAGACAAUGGACCAGCUUUUAUCUCGCAGGUAACACAGGCAGUAGCCAAGGCGGUGGGGGCAAACUGGAAAUUACAUUGUGCUUAUAGGCCCCAGAGCUCAGGACAGGUAGAAAGAAUGAAUAGAACCCUAAAAGAGACCCUUACCAAAUUAACCAUGGAGACUGGCGGGGACCGGGUGACUCUCCUACCGUACGCCCUUUACCGGGUUAGAAACACUCCUUACACUCUGGGUUUUACUCCCUACGAGAUCAUGUUUGGCAGGCCACCCCCUGUUAUUCCCAGCCUUCGAGCUGAACUUAUUGCUGAGUUUAAAGAUCAAGAACUUUUUCUUUCCUUGAGCGGGCUCCAGAGGGCGCACGAGGACAUUUGGCCGCGCCUCCGUGCCAUCUACGAGGCUGGCCCGAUCCCGACACCUCAUCAGUACAGGCCAGGAGACUGGGUCUACGUCAAGAGGCACCACUGAGAGACUCUCGAGCCGCGCUGGAAGG